Auanema sp. JU1783 is the source of this 2301-nucleotide messenger RNA. The record is from the annotation of a GenBank genome assembly. NCBI's taxonomy places the organism in Eukaryota, Metazoa, Nematoda, Chromadorea, Rhabditida, Rhabditidae.
AUGUCCUCCACUAGUUCUGGUCAAAGAAAAGUUCGGAAAUAUGGGGAGUUUUCGAGUACAUCGAAGGCAUCGUCUUUGUUCGACGCAGCAUUCUCUGGACCAGAAUCUAAACGUAAGCCAGAGCGAUCGCUAAUCACAAGUCGCGUUUAUUCGCAGUUACCCGAUGAUUCUUUGUUACCAUCAGUUUCGGACACCACAAAUAUCAGAAGAACAUCCCCACCUCAGGUGUUUUCUCCGCCUAUCAGUUUACCCGAGAGCACUUCCACAGAUGGCGGAGCUGUUGAACCUGAUUCGAACCUGGACUGUAGUGAUACAGAACAAGAUUACUCGCCAUUAUUUGAAAAGCCAUGCAGUAGCAAAAUGUUCACAACAGCUUCAGAUAGUCACAAAAGUAUAUCUUCUAUUGUAAAUGAGAAAAGCAGUAAUCCAUUCGACUUUGAUGAGGAUGAUGAUUUACCUUUGCCAAAAAAAGCCAAGACAGAAGACGAAGCUCCAACAAAUGCUGGAAAGUUUUUUGCUCAAAAAUCAUCUAGACCUGUUUAUAAUCAUAAAUGGACGGAGUUAGAUGAUGAAGAAGAAGAGAUGAAGCCUCCUGCUCGUACUUCUGGUCAGACGUCAGUUUAUAGGUCAAAUUCCAGUUCUGUAACUGUAUUUGGUAAACAACAACAAUCCAAACCACUCAGUAGGGGAGCUCCAGUAUAUUCACGAGAAGGAUCUUCACGAGUUCGAAAUGUCAAAGACGCUCAUCAGUGUUUAGAAUCAGGGGAACAUGAUGACUUUAAACAAGACUUGGAAUAUAUCAUGAGUACAAUGAAAGCAGACUCAUCUUUGAACAUCAAAUGCCUUAGUGCGCUCUCAUUGGCAAAAAAGUGCGUAUCAUCAGAAUUUCGACAGUUCAUUAGGAGUGAAGGUCAAGUUGCAGCUAUUUUUAAAAAUAUGGGUGAAGCUCCAUCUGAUCAAAACUUUGCUAUUUGCGCUGCAACUAUCAUAUACUUAAUGUCGAGAGAUUUUAUUCCAUUCCCUGUAGAUUCUCAAUCAUUACGCCUUGUUUGCCAACUUUUACGGAUUGAAAAAAUCGAAGACAACUCAGAGCAAGAGAAAUACAAAAAAAUGGUUUGGGGAGUCUUCGAAGAAUAUUUAAAGAAAAUGGAGUCUCUCGGAAAAAAAGUUGUAUUUGAUAUAACAUUUGAAAAUAUUUCGCCAUCUUUUCUGGUGAUGGAGGCUUUGGUUUUUGUUUUGUCUCGUUCACCAACUGAAGGAUUUAAAACGGAACUGCUUAAUUUGGGUGCUUUACCAUGGGUUGUUGCUAAAGUAGAGAAAGUUGUAUUACGGCUUAUACAUGACAAGAAUUUGAACCAAGAAAUUGACUCCUGUCUAAUAAUACUAGAAAGAUGUUUCCGCAUCCUCGAAACGUCUACUUUUCUUCACAAAAAAAAUCAAGCUUUCCUGGUUUCGCACAGAGCAAGUGUACUCAUUCAGACAUGUGGAAAACUUCUUCCUGUUAUCCAUUCCUCGAUCGAAGCGAAAGCAAACGAUUCUAAAUUGACAAAUCGCUUUAUGGCUACCUUAGCUCUAAUGACAAGGGUCCUUAUUAACAUGUCACAUGAGAAUGAACUGUGUUCGACUAAACUUGGCCAAAUGCCAGGAUUCCUGUCUUUGUGCUUAUCAUCUACGACUUAUUUGGCUCGGAAGUUUGGAGAGGAAGAUAAGAAGUUCGACGUGAAUGUUCUGUGCUGUUCGUUGCUCGUUAAUUUGGUUGAAAGAUGUGAUGCCAAUCGGCGUAAAGUAAUCGAUUCUACUGUGAAAGUUCACCUGGAAGAUGGUGAAGCACUCGAGUCUAAUGGUCUAGAUGCGCUGACUAAAUUGUUUUGCAUCCAUGAAUCAAAAGCACGUGUGGUCGAUGAAGAAUUAGAUCAAGAUCUUGCCUUUGAGGAGGGAACAGAGGAUUCGGAAGAAGAAACAAACGAUGAACCUGAAAAUUCAGGAAAGCUUGACAGAGGGAAGUUCGAUGAUAUGAACGAAUUUGAAAUGCUUCAUGCUGUUCAAAAUGCCAUGAAUAAGGCUAGCUCCCAUAUGGAAGACAGUGUCGCCGCAUCAUAUUUGGCUCUUCUCAUCGGAUGCCUUUUACAGCAGAAUGAGGAGUACGUGGACUUGGUCAAAGAACAUUUACCAAACAAAUCACUUUCUAUAGUAAUUGAACAAUUGCAUCGAUUCUUGGAAUUUAUGAAGAUCUCGGCAAAGAAAAGUAAUGGGUGGCGAUCUGUUGAAAAAAUAGCAGAUCUGUUAGAAACACUUAACUAA